AUGUCACACCCAUUGAGCUGGCCCUUCAAAUACUACUUCUACCCUAUCGGAAACACCUCAGCCAUUUGCUUGACGCAGGAUCUUCCUGUUGAGCAAGCGGCCGACGUGCUCUUACUGGGAUGUGGUGAUGCUCGAAACGUCUUGUACACCAUCUAUGCAGACUUACGUUCGCGAGCUGACGGUGCACGGAGACUCGAUUUCACUUGCUGCGACAUUGAGCCAGCUAUCCUCGCUCGCAACAUCCUCUUGUACACCCUUGUGGGUUCCGGCAAGCCUCUGGACGACGUUUGGAACAUCUUCUAUCACUUCUAUCUCGAUGAUCGGAGCUACCAGUUGCUCGAAUCCCAUUGUCGUCUUCUCGCAUCCGCGUCCGAGUCGAUGCAGAGCUGGCAGAAAUCGGAGUUCGGGGCCUAUCUCAAGAUGUGCAACAGCCACACGCUGGCAGAGAUGCACCGCCACUGGAAGCUCUAUGCUGCGUUCUCCACAAUCCCUCGAGCUCGGCUCGACCACCUACACGCUGAGCAGAAGAAAUUGACAAAAGAAGUGUUGGGCAAAUGGAAAGUUAUCUUGUCGCAAUACUGGAGGACGGGCACUACAUUCUCCGCUGCACAAGACAUCGCUAGCGCGAGGAAGCUCAAUCCCUCGUUCGUGUAUAACAUAUACGGCGAGACGUUCGUCCCCCACUACGGCACUUUCCCUCCACAAACGUUCCAUCUCACUCAGCCUUCGCUCCUGUUCUCCGCGAUGGCCAAGGCACUCAAGCCCCUACCUCUAUGGACGUCUCUCAUCAUUCGCUUCUGCGUCGGCGAUGUACUAAGCUUUUGCAAAGCAUUAGACAGCAACUCGCAAGGCAUCCCCGCACGCCUGUUCACGUCCGCUUUCUCUGGUCACGCUCUCGAACUUGACGGCCAAUCCCCAUCUCACGCCUUUGAUGUCAUCGACACAUCGAAUCUAAUGGACCAUAUUGGAUUGAUCAAUCUCCUCGCCACAACAAAGCCUUUACUCAAGUCUCUCUCCACGUCCGUCUUGUACACGGAGACGUUACUGCCUGAUAGGGAAGACGCGACAGCGGCAUUGCUUGGCCGCUUGUGCGGGGACGUCUCGACCAUCUCUCUGCUCGUUGGACUCGCACCGCGCACGUACUUAUCGGGAUUCAACACCCACUCGAACGUCCACGAGUUGCUGUUUAACGCCGAAGCUAGCAAGCAGUUCCACGAGCGCAUUGCCUGGUGUUCCCCCUCCGCUAGCGAUGCGCAGGGCUGCCACGACCAGCCAGUCGUUUUCGAUUCCGCUGAGCUCGGUGCCGUGCUCUACAACGUCUAUGAUCAGAUGUGCGCCGACGAAAAGAUCGUCGAAGCUCUUCGCAACCCAGGUCUGCGAAGUCUGCACAAGGUAAUGGCACAGCAGCACCACGACCGCGCCAGCUUCGCUCAGCUGGUGCGCCUGGCAACGUCUCGCGUCGUCCCUGGCGUCGGUGGUUGGGAGACAGCAUUCGACGUGCUGCACAGGCUGGUGCAGGAAGACCGCACGCGUCUCGUGAACUUGAAUAACUACCAAGAUUUUUGUUUGCAGCUCCAUCUCCACGGCGUCGCCACGACGACGCCCCUCUCCCCGAUGUGGAGGUCUGUCGUCGCAAAGGGUGACUUGGAGGUGUUCCGCGGGUGGGACGAUAUCCCUCCUGUUGUCUGCGUCCUCCUCACUGUCCCGCAACGCCGCCUGAAAAUAUUCGACGACACGAAGAACCUGGGGUCGAUGCCAUUGCUGUGUCACUUACUCUCGUCGCUCGACCACGACAACGUGUUCGCCUGUAAUAUGCACGCUAUGCCAGGGCGAGUGGAAAGGUCACCCAAUUCCCCUUCUGCUGCCGUCGUCGUACCGGAUGAACGAGACGUCAAGGACGCGCCCUCGCUAGUCUUAUCUUUCCUGGUGCCCGCGUGGCUGCUCACAUUGCCGGGCACAAAGGUGAUGUUCGCCUUCAAGGCCACCCCGCCCGUCACUUUUUGUUUACAGCCGAAGCUCGGUCCCUUUCUGGAGAUCUUCUCUGCGCCUUUGACUGACAAAACGCACGUCUGUGUCACUAAACAGAGGCCAGGCACUUUCACGGACCCCCGCGCCUCUGAGGUUCUGCGCCAGGUGCCGCACGCUCGUGCGCCGUCCGUGAACCGCGUUACGAUCAAGAUGGACGACACGUUCAAAUGCAUUGCCGCGAUGACGCUCAAGCUCGACCUAGCUGCGAUAGGUUUCUCAGCGCCGGUCGCGCCCUCACUUCCGAUCACCGCGAAACAGACGGCAGCGUGCACGAUAGAGGUGGCUGUUGGCGAUCAGCGCGGAUACGCUCAGUUUCCGUUCCCCGUUCGCGGGAGCGAACACAGGUUGCGUGUUGCGCGGAAGUCGUUGUAUGUAGAGGUCAUCGUGCCACCUUUCUAUCCGCCGAAGGGUACAAGCCAGACCUUGCCAGGGAAUAUAUUCCCGAUCAUCAAGACGGGAGGACUGACCCCUUGGAACGUUCAUCAUGUCAACCUGGACAUAGCACCCGCGAUUGACUUGAACAAGAAGAUAGACCCUGACUGGGUGGCUUUGCACGCCACCCUGCAGUUCUCCGAGCGUGAACUCGACAUCGCGCAAAAGCUGGAUCCGUCCUCCAUUCCCGCUUCUUCCGCGCUGGUCGGUCUGAAGCAAAGCAUACAGGAUAUGAUCAAGGUCUUUUCCAGCCCCAUACAUACCGGGUCCCGCGUCAGGAUAUUUCGACUCGUCCAGCAGGACACGAGGGAGAUAGUCUUGCUGAUCUUUGUCCAUCACUUACGUCUCGACCUCCCAUCCUUCACAUUGCUCAUGGACGCCGCCGUGGUCCCGCUCGACGAAGCCAUCUCCGCUGCUCACAACGAAACCAUACGCUUGCUUCCGAAGUCUCCCGUCAUCCCGACCAUCCCCAUCACGCCUGCGGAAGCGGUCGCCUGGAAGCAGCUUCUCCCUGCCGUCGUCGAGCGGUGCCGAGCAUGGGCGCACGGCCCCAACUGCGAAUACGCGUCCAGCGGUCGGAUCCCCGUCUCCGUCGAGCCCGGCGCCAUCCCGCUCUGCGGGUGUGGACGCGGAUUCGGGAUUCCAGACGUCAUGCCGGACGUCCCCGUGGAGGUGUGGCGGGCCCUCCGUCCGUUGGCCACGCGCGCGGCGAUCUCCCCGCUCUUCGCGGUGUCGUACCUCGAGCCGGUCAUCGCUGUUGGGAAGGCCGCGAGAGCGCGGGUCACAGAGGUGCGUGCACGCGCAGGAAGCGUGGCUUCGAAAAUGCAAGAUGUCGCGUCGGGUGACGGUGAAGGGGCGCCUGCAGGUGCUGCUGCGGAGAGGUGCAUUGCGUGUGGUGGGCCCGGGAAGCCGAAACUGCUCCUGUGCGGGAAGUGCAAGCGGGCGAAGUACUGCUCGCCGGCCUGCAACAGGACGGAUUGGAAGACCCACAAGCUGAUCUGUCGCCCGGUGUAA
Fomitopsis serialis is the source of this 3474-nucleotide messenger RNA. RefSeq lists its product as uncharacterized. The transcript is spliced from 6 exons. Gene Ontology annotation, molecular function: DNA-binding transcription factor activity, RNA polymerase II-specific. The record is from RefSeq and is a predicted model, not a curated record. Gene Ontology annotation, biological process: regulation of transcription by RNA polymerase II. Gene Ontology annotation, cellular component: nucleus. Lineage: Eukaryota; Fungi; Basidiomycota; Agaricomycetes; Polyporales; Fomitopsidaceae. Bases 1 to 3474 code for a protein of 1157 amino acids.